Papaver somniferum (opium poppy) is the source of this 1267-nucleotide messenger RNA. RefSeq names its product putative pectinesterase 11. The transcript has 5 exons. Bases 1 to 1137 code for a protein of 378 amino acids. The record is from RefSeq and is a predicted model, not a curated record. Gene Ontology annotation, molecular function: pectinesterase activity. NCBI's taxonomy places the organism in Eukaryota, Viridiplantae, Streptophyta, Magnoliopsida, Ranunculales, Papaveraceae. Gene Ontology annotation, biological process: cell wall modification.
AUGGAUUAUUCAACAAUGAGAACUCCUUCGGCUUCUUCUCCUUCCUCGGCUUUCGCUGCCAGUACUUCCAAUAAUGCAAUAAUAAUUCUGCUACUAUAUUUUAGCUUUCUGGUUACAUUAUGUUCUGGUUCCGUUCUAUACCCGUCCGAUAUGUCAAUAGCAGUUCUCAUAAAAGUUGAUCCCUCCGGAAACGGAGAUUAUGUGACUAUACAAGACGCCAUCAAUUCUGUCCCGCCUGACAAUUCAGAAUUUGUUUUCAUAUCGCUUAAACCGGGAAGUUACAGGGAAAAGAUCGUCGUACCGGCUGAUAGGCCCUUCAUCACGCUUAGUGGCAUGGACGCGGAUACUACCAUCAUAACAUGGGACGACGGAGGAGAUAUUUAUCAGUCUCCAACGUUCACUGUUUUCGCUUCUAAUUUUGUGGGAAGAUAUCUCACAAUUCAGAACACAUUCGGACCGAGCAAGAAAGCGGUCGCACUGAGAGUAUCCGGAGAUAAAGCGGCGUUCUACGGGUGUAGAAUUCUUUCUUAUCAAGAUAGUCUCCUGGACGCUCACGGAAUGCAUUAUUAUAGGGAUUGUUACAUAGAAGGUGGAACUGAUUUCAUUUGCGGAAAUGCAGCUUCUGUUUUCCAAAGAUGUCAUUUACAUUCACUCUCAAAAGGAACAGGCGCUAUAACGGCACAAGGGAGGGCGUCACCAGAAGAGAACACCGGAUAUAUAUUUUUAGGAUGCAGUAUAACAGGGGUAGGAACAGCACUACUGGGAAGACCAUGGGGUGCUUACUCUAGGGUCAUCUUUGCUUUAACUUACAUGCCAUAUCAUGUCAUUUUACCUGUUGGUUGGAAUGACUGGGGUGAUCCGACCAAACAAAGUACUGUGUAUUAUGGGCAAUACAAUUGCUAUGGAGGAGGAGCAAAUGUGUCAGGAAGGGCUGAAUGGUCGCAUGUGUUAUCAGAUGAAGAAGCUGCACCUUUCCUGACUAAAACAAUGAUCGGCGGAAGAGAUUGGCUUAGACCUGUCCCAACCAGGUUCCAUAAAAUGCCUAAUUCAUCUCCUACUACUACCACAACAACAGCGCCACCGCCAGCAGCACCACCACAACAACCAACAACGGAACAACCUUCUUCGCUGGCUUAGAAUUGAAAUUGUCAUGUGAAUUUCUUAUCCUUGUCAAAUACUAGAUUCUUUGACAGAUUUGUGCAAUUUAACAAAUAAACUGUUUAUAUGUUUUAGAGUCCAAAAUACACUGAACCAGCAAGUUCUUACA